This is a messenger RNA of Ruditapes philippinarum (Manila clam), 3769 nucleotides long. Its product is annotated as annexin A4-like. Gene Ontology annotation, cellular component: cytoplasm. NCBI's taxonomy places the organism in Eukaryota, Metazoa, Mollusca, Bivalvia, Venerida, Veneridae. Bases 170 to 1882 code for a protein of 570 amino acids. The transcript has 16 exons. Gene Ontology annotation, molecular function: calcium-dependent phospholipid binding; calcium ion binding. The record is from RefSeq and is a predicted model, not a curated record.
GCGAAAAUAUUACAAUUCGAUAUUUAGAACGGUAAUCAAGGGGAAGCUACUGUGUUUAUACGAUAAAAUCUACUUCCUGAAAUUGUUUAUUCGAUAAAUUAUUUCGAAACUCGAUUUCGAAAUACAGUUUGCAAUUGCUACAGAAAAGAUAUAUACAUAAAUAUACAGAAUGAGUUAUCCCUACGGUGGAGGCGGAGGUUAUCCAGGUCAAGGUCAGCCGGGAUACCCGAAUCAGGGCUAUCCCCAACCUGGUGGUGGUUACCCCCAGCAAGGUUAUGGUGCACCACAACCUGGGGUUGGCAUGCCGACACCUGAGUCAGCGUCUGCUGCUGCCUAUGGUUCCCAGCCUGGUGGUAUGCCAUAUGGCACAGCGCCACCUGGUGGACAACCUGGUGGCAUAGGAUUUGGGAUGCCAGCUGGACCUCCACAGCCAGGAUAUCCACAACCCCCUGGUGUUGCUAUGCCAGCAGGCCCUGGAGCAGGGCAACCAACAUACCAGCAAAACGUGGGUUAUGGACAAAAUCCUGCCUACAACACACCAGCCCCUCAGCCAGGGUACAACCCAGCAGGAGGUCAGGGUUAUCCAGCACCAGGUGGUGGUGCACCAGGCUACCCACAGGGAGGUGGUGCACCGGGCUACCCACAGGGAGGUGGUGCCCCUGGUUACCCACAAGCAGGAGGCGCUCCAGGAUAUCCCCAGGCUGGUGGUGCACCGGGGUACCAGCAAGCUGGUGCACCAGGUUACCCAGGACAAGCACCAGGCCAGGCACCAGGCCAGGCUCCAUCUGCUGGGUAUGGGGGUUAUGGACAAGGCCAGUCAGGAGCUCCGGCAUCAGCACCAGGAGGUAUGCAUUAUGCUGGAAAUGUUGCUCAAGGACAUAACGUAACAGCCCUAGGCCAGGGAGGGGCAAACACUGGCUAUAGAGUUAGGGAAGAUGGCACCUUGAGACCAGCAGCUAAUUUCAAUGCUGAAAAUGAUGCAAAGAUUCUAAGAAAAGCUAUGAAAGGUUUUGGCACUGAUGAGAAGGCCAUCAUUGACAUAUUGGCUUAUAGAACAAAUAGUCAGAGACAGGAUAUUAAAAAAAUGUUUAAAACUUGCUUUGGAAAGGAUUUGAUUCAAGAAUUAAAGAGUGAGUUAGGUGGAAAGUUUGAGGAUGUUAUAAUUGGUUUAAUGAUGACACCUGAAGAAUUUGAUGCCUAUGAACUCAAGAGAGCAAUGAGGGGUAUUGGUACAGAUGAAGAUGCUAUGAUUGAGAUUUUGUGUUCUAGAAGUAAUGCACAAAUACAGAGAAUCAAUGAAGCAUACCAAAGAAUGUACAGGCAGAAAUUAGAAAAAGACAUUAUUAGUGAUACAUCAGGUCAUUUCAAACGACUCAUGGUCUCCAUGGCAAAUGGUGGAAGAAUGGAGAACCAGGCUGUAGACAUGAACAAAGCUAAUUCUGAUGCUCAAGCCCUAUAUCAAGCUGGAGAGAAGAGAUGGGGUACGGACGAGUCACAGUUUAAUAUAAUUAUGGCGUCCCAAAGUUACGAGCAGCUGAGGGCUGUAUUUGAUGCAUACUCAAGAAUCUCCGGCCGAGACAUAGAAAAGGUUAUAAAGAGUGAAAUGUCUGGUAACCUGGAAAUUGGAAUGCUGGCUAUUAUUAAAUGUGUCCGAAACAAGCCAGGAUACUUUGCAGAAAAAUUAUACAGAUCCAUGAAGGGUGCUGGUACAGAUGAUAGAACAUUGAUUCGAGUCAUGGUAACAAGGGCGGAGGUUGAUAUGGUACAGAUCAAACAAGAGUUCCAGAAGAUGUAUGGUCAAAGUUUGGAACAAUUUGUUAGGGACGAUAUUUCUGGCGAUUACCGUCGUGUAAUACUUGGAAUGAUUGGCGCAGGCUACUAGAACCACUACUUGAUGGAGAUACAUCUGGAGAUUACAAGAGGUGUUUACUUGCUCUGCUAGGAGGAGGGUACUGACCGCCUUCACCACCUUAACUCUGCCUACUUUCCCACAUUAUGACUAGUAUAUUAAUAUGUUACUAGAUGUUUAUUUUCAUUUAAAGUCAUAUUUAUUUUUAAUCCCUUUUGUUGCCAUAUUUCCAUAGAUUCCAACUUUGUUUUAUUAGUGCUAUAAUAAUAUAAGAACGAUUCAAGAAAAUUGAUGACAACAAAGAAGCAAGACAACAAAUAAUUCUGGAUUCUUUCACCUGGAUUACUUAAUAUGAAAAUCAUGUAUUAGAUUUAUAUGUACCAAGUAAGAAUGAUUUGCUACGCAGAUUUAUUUGUGACAGACUGACAGAAUAAUUUAACUUUAAUGUUUUUGAAGUCUUAGAAAUAAUCGAUUAGUAAUAAUUUACUGUUCAGUUCUGUGAAUUAUGGGCUUUCUUUAACUUGCUGGAACCAAAAGUGAUAUCCCUUGUCACCAGUAUAGAGCCAGGCUAGCCUGAACAUAUGUGCAGUCUGACACCAGGCUUUAUACUGUUGACCGAUCAACUUUGAUCUUGAUAUCCCCAGAAUUGAAAAUGGACAGUUCAAAAUAUUUCAGUUGGAGAAAUCCAUUUUAAAAAUACAGCAGGUCACAGGUUUAAAUUACAGUAAUGGUAAUAACAGUUUUGUAAAUGUAUUAGUAAUUAACUUGCUUUUAAAUCAGGUUUAUUCCAUUCAUUUAGAGGGAUAAAUCAUACGACUAGACUUGAAUUUGAAUUGUUUGAUUUAUACAGCAACAUUAGAGAUGCAUGACACAUUAUCUUAUCCACUUUUACAUAUUGUUAAAAUAUCUAUGUAUACAAACUUAAUACUUAUAAGGUAUCAAUUAAGAUUUUUCUCGAAAUGCCAUUUAGGUAUCUAAGUAAUUUGAAUAUGUUAAUAUACUAUACUAAGAUUUGAUUAUGGACUCUUUUUUGCAUAAUAUAAUGAUAUUUGAAUCUGAAAUUUCCAUAUAUACUCAUUUUAUUAAAGAAAUAUAUGUUAGAACUAAAUGUAUAGUAAUUAUACACUUUUACUCCGAUCUUUUAAAAUUACUUCUCUGCUGUUUUUUUUAGUUCAUUAAACUGGUUUUAUGAAGACAUUUUUCAUGUUUGCAAUAAUUGUGUGUUAGUAUUUUUUAUGUGUAUAGAUGAGAAUAAAAUGAGAUAAAGUGAAAUAUAAUUAAAUUAAAUUAAAAUAUUAACCUUUGAAACGCAUGUGGUUUGUUUCUGGAGGCAUUACUUAUUCCCUGACAUAUCUUACUUUUGAUAUUAUUUCCAUUCUUUUAUACAUAUAGUAUAUAAAUAUAUAUUUUCUUGCAUAUCAGACAGGAUUAUCUACCAUUUACACAGAUGCUAGAAAAACUUUUCUUACACCCCAGCAUGUAAGACAAGUCACUUGUUUUAAAAGAUGUCAUUCCCAUGUGACUUGCAAAUAAGUAUUAUAUACUUUGUCUAUGAUUGUUAAAGCACUAUUUGGCUGCAAAUGUAUUUUUUUCUAAGCACUGGAGAUGUUAAUAUUAGGUGAUUUGUGACAUUGAAAACUGAAUAACCCUCUUAAUAAAUCAUUAUAUUAUAAAUACAAUAUUGUAAUAUAGAAAUUCAACAUUUAAUGUAGAGUUACCCCUUUAUAAAAAAAUUUCAUUAAAAAUUUGGGGCCAAAGAUUGUAAGUCUUCAGAAAGAUUCAAAUAAAAUUUACAUUAAUUAUCCCUCGUGAAAAUAUAUUUUUCUGUUCAUAUAUUAAGAUGUACUAGAAGUAUAUACUUGUAAAGAUUUACCAUCGAAAAGACACAAAACAAGAAAUGUAUCUGUUGCUUUAUACUUG